AUGUCGGAAUUAUUCAGGAGGUAUAAACAAACUAGAGAAAGCAAUGGAUUAGGAAGAUCAGAACCUCCACCACUACCAUCUUCACAACAAGAACAACAACGAGAUUCGUCGUUAUAUCCAAGUAUGAGAAGUUUAGAUGAUUCAAUAACACGAAGAAGAAGAACUACAGUUAAUCAACAAUCACGAUUUGGAAAUGAUGAAAUUGAUCAUAAAUUCACAAAUUUGACAAGUUCUAUUAGUAAUAAUAGAGAUAAAUUAAGUGGAAGAUCUUAUAAAGAUGUUCGAUUUAGUGAUCCACCUUCGAUUAGAUCUAAUCAUACAAGAUUUGAUAAAUAUCUUGAAUCAAGAAAUGGUAGAGCUUAUGGGAUUAAAUCAAGAGAGGAAGAAAAAGAAGAAGAAAGAUUAAGAUCACCUAUUAAAUCAUUAAAUAAUGGAAGAACCCUUAAAAAUAAAGAUUAUUCAAGAGAUAGAUUAUCAAUGUAUUCUACAUUAGGAAGUACACCAAUUAGAAAUAAAUAUAAAGUUUCAAAAAAAGUUCCAGAUGAUAAACAAUCAGGGAUUAUAUCUAGAUUAGUUAAUUAUUUUACUCAUCAUGAUGAGGAACAAGAAGAUGAAGAUGUCAAAUUGUUGAAAAGAACAGCUAGGAAUGUUUUAGAUAUUGAUCCAGUACAAGAUGUUUUAGAUCAAAGUUAUGAAGAUAGAAUAAGACGUGAAUCAAGAAUCAGAGAAGAACAAGAACGUUUAAAACUAGAGGAAAAAUUAAGAAUUCAACAAGAAGAAUAUAGAUUAAGAUUUGAACAGGAGAAGAUUUUAUUUGAAGAAAGAAAAAGACAAGAUGAAGAGAGAUUAAGAAAUGAACAAGAAAGAUUUAAAAUUGAAAAGGAACGUUUCAAUUCAGAUAUUGAACGAUUGAAAUUAAAAGAUAAUGAAAAGAUAUUAAAAUUAGAAAAAGAAUUAAAUGAUUAUCGUAAACAAUUAAAAGAUGCUAAAUUGGAAAUUAAUUCAAAAGAUACAGAGAUUCAAGAACUUCAUUAUCAAAUUGAUGAUUUGAGUGAAAAAUGUGAUUCUUUAGAACAUUCUCAAAAUGAUAAAUUAACCAUCAUGGAUGAAAAACAAAGAAAACUUUUAUUUGAAAUUAAAAAAUUAAAAGAUAAAUUGGAUGCUAAGAAUAAAGAGAAUUCAGCUUUAAGAUCUGAAAUUGAAGAGUUUUUAAACCUGAACUUUAAAUAA
Molecule: messenger RNA, 1230 nt
Organism: Candida tropicalis MYA-3404
Lineage: Eukaryota; Fungi; Ascomycota; Pichiomycetes; Serinales; Debaryomycetaceae
Exons: 1
Coding region: 1-1230 (409 amino acids)
Source: RefSeq, a predicted model, not a curated record